GAAGGGCUGAGUUCGAGCUUUACCAGAAGUCGUGAGGAUGUCGCGGUGAUCAAGAGGCAACUUGUGCGACAAUGAGCCACCAUCAAUGACGGGAAUUACAGGUUCAAUGCUGUCGCAUGUACGCUUCCGCGGAUGGAACGACGAGGUCGCUCGGCAAUAUAUUGCAUUCAAACAGAACUCUAGCGAAGAGGAAUUACAAUUCUGGUGCGACAAUCCUUGCAAUGAACUAUCUCGCCAAUUGUUCUGGACGGCACGUGCGCAGGUACUCCAUCCGACUUGGAUCGAGUAACAUAUCCAGAGACAGCUGCGCUACCUGCAUCCCACCCUCUCUCCCAGCACGCCCGUGCAUUUGCUGAUUGUCGGUGGAAGCCCCCAGGAUUACCCCAAACCUCAGCUGGAAGCUAUCUUGGCGAGCAGCCAG
Messenger RNA from Laetiporus sulphureus 93-53, 421 nucleotides. RefSeq lists its product as uncharacterized. The record is from RefSeq and is a predicted model, not a curated record. The coding region runs from base 117 to 356 and encodes 79 amino acids. NCBI's taxonomy places the organism in Eukaryota, Fungi, Basidiomycota, Agaricomycetes, Polyporales, Laetiporaceae. The transcript is spliced from 2 exons.